GUGAGUGUGUGAGAGAGUGAAAAGGACACACGCUCACACGCCCCAAACAAACACCUGUUACAGGACACGAGCUUCUGCUGCCGGACAAGUGCGAGGGUCAUUUAUACGUUUCUGUGUUUAAAAACGAGCAUUAUCCUCCUCUGCAAACCCUAAAUGGCCACGAUGGACAUCCUCGUGAAGGAGCGUAAGCCGAAGAAGCCUCACUAUAUCCCUCGUCCCGCCGGGAAACCCUUCCGAUACCAGUGUUUCCAGUGUCCCUUCACCUGCAACCAGAAAUCCCACCUGUUCAACCACAUGAAGUACAACCUGUGUGACGUGUCCGUGUCCGUGAGCUCCCGACCCGGCAGACGAGAGGAAAACAACCCCUCCACACACACGGAUGAAGACGAGGAGGACCCGGAGAUCCAAGAGGAGAUCCCAGAGGAGAUCCCAGAGGACCCGUCGCAGGAGAUCCCAGAGGACCCGUCGCAGGAGAUCCCAGUGGAUCCCUCAGAUCCUCAAACGGUGUCCUCAUCCAAGGAAACUCCCUGGACCGUGUUCAAACCGGAAGCGAUUCAUCCUCUCACUCCCGCGUCCGUCUGGAGGCCUCCGGUGCCGUUCACUCCCGGCGCUCCGAACCUCCUAAACAAGCCACUCCUUCAGGAGCGAGCCGAAGAUUUCCCGUAUCAUCCGGGGUUUCAUUUCCCGUUCCCGUUCCAUGCUCAUUACAACCCGUACAUCUACGAGCCAGUCGCUCAUCCGUACGUCACUCGCGGACUCUUCCCACAGACGCUGUUCCCCGUGGCGUUCCCGGAGGAGUGUUUCAGGAACUGCUGCACGAUCCCGACUCCCGACUCUUACUCGUUCCGGAUCCCGUAUGAUCCGUACGCGCUUGUGGUGAAUCUGGCGGGGAAGGAGGUUCAGGCGAGUCCGGAGACGGGACGAUCCGCUGCUGGAUCACCGGACAGACCCGACGGGUUUGAUCAUUCCCAGACAUUCCCACUUCAUGAUGAGGCUCCAGCCAGCCAAUCAGAGGAGAGGGGCGUGGCCACACAGACACAGGAGGACUGGAGUCUUCCUGAGAGAGAGAUGGAAAGAGCGGGAAACGACAGAUUUGAUGACGAUACUUUGGUUCCUCUCAACCUCUCCAGGAGAGACAGUCCUCUGAACCUGUCUAUGAAGAUGUCUCUCGGCCAAUCACAGAGCUGCUUGCGGAAGCAGGGGGUUAUGGGUGCUGUGACAUCACAGGAAGAGGAUCAUGCGUCUGUAGAGAAGACCGCAGCGUUCGCUCUCUGUCAGCUUUCUCAGUCCGUGCUUUUAAACUCACACGUCUCAAACCUUCACACUUCAGUCCGAGGUCACAUGGACCUCAACCAAAGCACUUCCACUCCUCCAGAUGUUAGAUCAGAUACAAAUGCAGGAAGCCCCGCCCCCUCUGCUGAAGACUCCGCCCAUUCUGUUGAAGACUCCGCCCGUUCUGCGGAAGACUCCGCCCCCUCUGCUGAAGACUCCGCCUCCUUGUCAACUGUUGUGUUUCAAACAGGGACAAAAAGACACGGAAAACGCAGCAUGAAGAGAAAACAGACGAGUCUCCGCAAACACAACCUGAGGAAGAGAAUUCGCCGUUAAUGUCUGAAUCUCAGCAGAUCAAUAUCAAUAAAGCCUGUAAAUAAAUAACAAUAUUUUAUAUAACCAACAGUUCACAUGAACUAUAUAGAGUGAAACAUCAUGUGAAGCACUGAAUUAUAUUUAUAUAAAACACUGUUUAAAUGAGUUUC
Messenger RNA from Rhinichthys klamathensis goyatoka, 1757 nucleotides. Its product is annotated as zinc finger protein 750-like. The record is from RefSeq and is a predicted model, not a curated record. NCBI's taxonomy places the organism in Eukaryota, Metazoa, Chordata, Actinopteri, Cypriniformes, Leuciscidae. The transcript has 3 exons. The coding region runs from base 154 to 1608 and encodes 484 amino acids. Gene Ontology annotation, cellular component: nucleus. Gene Ontology annotation, biological process: epidermis development; positive regulation of transcription by RNA polymerase II. Gene Ontology annotation, molecular function: DNA-binding transcription activator activity, RNA polymerase II-specific; promoter-specific chromatin binding; RNA polymerase II cis-regulatory region sequence-specific DNA binding.